Synchiropus splendidus (mandarinfish) is the source of this 7552-nucleotide messenger RNA. Its product is annotated as AP2-associated protein kinase 1-like. The record is from RefSeq and is a predicted model, not a curated record. The coding region runs from base 839 to 3412 and encodes 857 amino acids. Lineage: Eukaryota; Metazoa; Chordata; Actinopteri; Syngnathiformes; Callionymidae. Gene Ontology annotation, molecular function: aspartic-type endopeptidase activity; ATP binding; protein kinase activity. Gene Ontology annotation, biological process: proteolysis; protein phosphorylation. The transcript is spliced from 20 exons.
AUUUCCCACAAUUCCCUUCCCGCAAGCAACAGCAACAGCUCGGAUGUUGCGAUAUCGCUGGCAGCCGGAGAUCGCCGUGGUUGCAGAGAUUAUGCUGCUGGGCUAAAACCGCAGUCUAGUGUUUCAUAGAUGCCACAUUCUCUAGUUCCUCAGCAAUAACAGACGAGGGCUGCGUCGAACCUGCGACUAGCCGUUUUAGAAGACGGCUGGUUUGGUGCGACAGCGCUAGCUUAGGGGGUAGAAAAUCCUAGUUUUAUUCCAAGUUGGCGCGAUUAAACAGCAAGACGCGGAGCGAUGAGGCAUCACACGCGCACCAUUUCUGACUGAGUAUGGAUAUGCCCUUAUGUCAACGCCAUUCUACGCCUGAGACAUCGAGCUCGAAGACGUUAUCUUCCGAGGAUAACCUGGAUAACCUUACACGAAAUGUCAUAGCGCGUGAGUAGCUAGCACUGAGCUAGCUUGGCGAAUGCUGAACGAGAUGGAGAUAAAGUCGUUAUCGUCAGCAGUCGAGCACGGACAGCUGGAUGGGUAGCUGAGGAGACACUUUAUCCGGAGAUGCUGUAGCCUCCUGGGUGGUGUAAGUCACUUACAUAACAGCCAGUCGCAGCAGCUCCAACCAACUGGCUCGUCUUGGUAAGCAAAUGGGAUUUUUGCCACCAGGAAUCUGGAUAGUGUCAUCAUAAGUGACAAGGCAGCACUGCGUGUUUCCGAGGCUGCACAUAGACUAUAUACACGAAACAUUGUGAGCCGCAUCAUAUUUCAGUGGACAAGGGAACGAGCUGUCAUCCUCGUCUGUGAUUGAAGCCACGAAUACUCCCCCCUCUCUUAUCUCGACAUCAUGAGGAAGUUCUUUGAUUCUCGUCGGGAGUUGGUCAGCUCUGGGCCUGGUUCUGGUGGAGGAGGAGGCAGCUCUGGGUCGAGCCAUGCUGGCGGAAAUUUCAUUGGACGAAGCUUUACAGUCGGUAAACACCAAGUCACCGUGGAGGAGAUCAUUGCUGAAGGGGGCUUUGCAAUUGUGUUCCUCGUGAAAACAAAUCAAGGAGUACGAUGCGCCCUGAAGAGGAUGUAUGUCAACAAUGAACAUGAUCUGCAGGUGUGCAAGUGCGAGAUUCAAAUCAUGAAAGAUCUCGUUGGUCACAAGAACAUUGUGGGUUACCUUGACUCCAGUAUCACAGCAAUGGGAUCCAGAGAUGUGUGGGAGGUUUUCAUCCUCAUGGACUUCUGCAAGGGAGGCCAGGUGGUUAAUUUGAUGAAUCAAAGGCUGCAGACUGGCUUCACUGAGGCUGAGGUUCUCCAGAUUUUCUGCGACACCUGUGAUGCUGUUUCCCGCCUGCAUCAGCGCAAGACGCCAAUCAUACACAGAGACCUUAAGGUGGAGAACAUAUUGCUGCAUGACAAGGGUCACUACGUGCUGUGUGACUUCGGCAGUGCAACCAACAAGUUUCAGAGUCCGCAGACUGAAGGUGUUGCCGCAGUGGAGGAAGAAAUCAAAAAGUACACCACAUUAUCAUAUCGAGCCCCUGAGAUGGUCAACCUGUACAACAACAAGAUAAUCACCACGAAGGCAGAUGUUUGGGCGCUGGGCUGUUUGCUGUACAAGUUGUGCUUCUUCACUCUCCCCUUCGGUGAAAGCCAGGUGGCCAUUUGUGAUGGCAGCUUCACUAUCCCCGACAACUCCCGCUACUCUUAUGAUCUCCACUGCCUCAUUCGAUACAUGCUUGAGCCAGAUCCAGACAAACGACCAGACAUCUACCAGGUGUCCUACUUUGCUUUCAAACUGGCUCAGCGGACUUGCCCUGUUCAGAAUUUCCAGAACUCCUCCAUUCCAUCUAAACUCCCAGAACCCAUCAAAGCAAGUGAAGCUGCUGCAGCAAAAAAGAACCAAGCUAAACCACGGCUGACAGAUCCUAUUCCCACCACUGAAACCUCCAUCACUCCACGCCAGCGGCCCAAAGCAGUCCAUACGCAGCCCGCUGCUGGGAUCCUCCCCAUCCAGCCGGCUGCUCUUACUCCUCGAAAGAGAGCUAAUCUCCCUGGUGGUGCAGCUCAGCCUGUAGGUGUCAGCUUGAAUCUCUCUCAGCCAGCUGCAGCUCUUCAGUCUCAGAAGGCCCAGAGUGCAGCUCUGCCCAUCAUUCCUGCUCAACAGAACUCCAGCCAGGUUGCACCUGCACCCUGUCAGCAGGUCGUGGCAACAACCACUGCAGUAGCAACAGAAAGUACAGCAGUCAUGGCACCAGCGACUAAAGUUGACAAUCCGCAGCAAAAUCAAACACAAACUGCACUACCCUCCACUGGAGAAAGCCCGUCCAGCCCAGCACCUCAACGCCCUGCUAGACGUAAACAGCCAGGACAGCUUCCUGCCACUCAACAAACGUCCUGCAACUCAGACGCUGGUCCAGGAUCGGAGCCGCCCAGCCAGUCAUCAGUCGCCCAGAUUCAGGCUUCUGAGACAAGCAGAAAAGUAGCUGAGACAACCCCAACUGUUUCACCAAAGACGAGUGAUGAUCUGCUCCACAAGCGCACCCCGAGUGAUUCCAUAUCCGCAGUUGCAACUGCAGUCAGCGGCGUAGCACCUGCAAACGGAGACACAGCAUUAAACAAACCAGUUGCAUCUCCGCCGAACUCUGACCAGAUACCUGACGUAGUGCCAGAUCAAAACAAAGCAGUGCAUUCAGUUGGCACUCCACCUCAACCUCUUUGGAACCCCUUUGAUGAUGACAACUUCUCUAAUGUGACUGCAGACAAACCUCGAACUGAAGAAAAUAAGACAAAUGACAUAUCUGAAACCAGCAUGUUGGGUGAAGAGCUGAUUCCAGGCUUACAGGCUUCAGGUGUUGAAAGUUUACAGCCGUCUUCUGGAGAAAAACCUUCAGGCAGUGUGGAUGUUGAUUCUGGAGCAUCAAUGUUGUCUGUUCCAGAUCCUUUCCACACUCUGGAUCUGUCUAACGCUCCAGAGAAGUUGAUUGAGGGGCUGAAAUCACCUGACGUGUCAUCGCUGAUGCUUCCUGACCUGCUCUCGCUGUCUGAUCCAUUUGGUGGAUCUGUGGAGGAGUCUGUGAAAGACUCUCUCACCGGGGAAGACUCUCUCCUGGGCUCACUCAUCUCUGGUCCGGCUGCUUCGUCGGCCCCCUCUGCCCAAACCUCCUCCGCUUUAGAUGACCUGAGUCUGCUGGAGACAAGAGACUUGGCACAGCCAAUAGCAGACUCGUCCCUCCUUAUCUCUGACAUUGAAUCCCAGCAACAAGGACAAGAGGAAACCACAGAAGAUGAGUUUGAUCCCAUUCCAGUCACAGGACGUAAAAAUUCCCAAGUUUCAGGUGGCCACUCUCGCAGUAACAGUGGCGGCUCUGAAUCCAGCCUGCCCAGCUUGACUCGCUCCCUGAUGCUGGUGGACCAGCUCAUCGACUUGUAGGCGGCCCCUGUAGAAGCCGGACCAUAGACUAGCGAUAGCGACCACUGCUGCUGUCGUAUCUAGCGUCCUGCGCCCAAUGGCUGUUGACUCAAGUCUCCUGUAGAAAUGUCUCACCCUCUUACCGUGUCAUCAUCCCUCCUCACCUGCCACAGUAACUGCAUUAUCUAACCUGUAACUACCUGUCAACUUCUCAUAACCCCUGCUCAUCCUCCACUGCCAAACACUAACGUCAUUCUCUCUCGAGGUUAUUCCCAAAACAACGUUGCAUUUAUGUGAAAUAGCAGACAAUAGAAGAUCCUUGUUGUCAUGUACAAUAGGCAUAGUAUUAAGUGGUUGUAGUUCUUGUGCACAAGUGAAAUUGUUGUCGUCUGCCCUCUUUGAAUUCUUCUCCCGAAUUUAUUUGCACAUCUUGAAGUCUGACUAAAUAGCAGCAUCUACUUACUGGCUCAUGGAAAACAUAUGGGGAUGAGUGUCGGGGCGCUCUCACAAAUGGGUCAGGUUUGUGCUAUCAUCGCUACCUACAGCAAGCAAUGUACAGCACAAUCCAAUCAUCCCAUAGUGCUUGGUUAAUGGUUGGUAUAUAGAAAAAAAAAUAUACAAAUUUAUUGAGAGUCUGUGAGAUGUGUCUGAAGACACUGUCAUUCACUGACAUAGACAAUUGUACAUGGUAUCAUAUGAGUUUGUUUGAUCAAUAGAUAGUGAAAUAAUGAAAGCAAUAAUAUAACAUCACACUGAGCCAGAGAUCCACCUGCUAGUUGACCAAUACAGAGUCAAAGUUAGCGAUCUUGAACCGUCCGGUAGUCAAACAGCAUGUGCCACAUUCGCUUCUCUGCAACCGCGACACAGCGCACAGUGCGAUUCCUUACUCUCGCAUGAUGUGUUGGUUAUGGCUGCAGAAGAUUGUAGAGCUCAGAUGCUAUGACCAUCAUUGGACUCUCAGAUUAUCACUGCUGCCACUCCUCCUGUAGGUUAAACAAACUUCAAUGCAUACGCUGCGACGCAAUUGAGGCCAUAGAAUGGGUUAAGCUUUUAACGCAGCAAGACUAAACGUAACAACAACUCCCUAACAGACGCUGAUUCCUCCUCACAUCAUCAUGUUUUUGGGACGUACAGCUUCAACUCCUCUGUGCAGUGCCAAUGCAACAACGUGUCCUUAUAAUAUCCAAACAUAUUAUUAAUCAGAUGUAUCAAAAUUGAACUAUUUAUCAUGCUCAUAUCAUAUCUGACGUAAGGCUUCUUUGGGUACAAAGAGAUUCAGUUGGGCCUUUAAAGAAAUACAUGGAGAAAUAAUGCUAAAUACCUUAAAACUUUAUUGGCUGAUUUGCACAGUAGCAGGAAUGUUACCUUUGACAAAGCUGUCGAGUUUCCUCCACAGUGUCGCGCUGUGAAGGACAGUAGCGCAUCAGUAUGUUAACAGCCAUAGGAAAAUAUUUAAACGGCAUAUUGAAAUCGAUCCCUCGUGAUUCCAGAUAACUGUGAACCAGAGCGAAGCAUGUGACACAAGCUCCCGAGCGAAAACAUUAGAGGUGCCAUUAAAUAACCCUGUGAGUUUACCUGACCAUGCUUCCCGAAACUAUCAGGAAAACUUUGCAAGACACUUUUGUUCAAGUCGAAUCGGUUUGAUCUCGUUGGUGGUUUUAAUUUACGCCUCAGGAACCGGGCGCAUCUGUCGAACACACAAGUGUCGACUGAUAUGAAUAAUAAAAGUGUAGCUGAUAGCAAUCGUUGUUGUCCGUGUUGUUGGCGGCACUAACAGUUUAUUUUUAUUUCCUCAUUUUUCUUUUGUACCAUAUCACCUCAUUGUAAGUCUCACCAACAUUCCUGUCAUGUUUACUCCUCGUUUCUGUAAAUACUGACCCCACACAGUCUUGUUGUUGCUAUUACAGACUAUGUUCAACUGGCCCCGUGUAUAAUGUAAAUAUGAUGUUUCUGUCAUAAAGCUUUACUUGUUAAAAUAAAUGCUUUAUCCGGAUUAAUAUAUACAUAUAUAUAUAUAUACAUCUAUACAUGUCUAUAGAUUUAUAUAUGUAUUCAAGAUAAUGUGUCGAUAGAGUGUUAGAGAAUGAAUGUAAGAAAUGAAUAGUAGUCUACGAUAAUGAUAAAUAUAUAUUAUUCUUAAUGCCAUAGCCACUAAAGAAUUAUUGAAAGAAAAUAUAGAUAUUUUAUUUCUCUUGUGAAAAUGUGAGCAGGAAUCUUCUGUUUUUCCAUCAUUGAAAUGUGUCUUUGUUCAGCCUGAAGAUUCCAACUCUCCCUGUCCCUCUCUUCCUUAGCAAAGAGGAACAUUUACGUUUACAUGGACUGAAGAAGGAUUAUAUUUUUAUUGUCGUUUUCUGGGAAGAUGUUGGAACCGGGUCCUGUUUCUCUGUCACCGCGCAACUAGAACUUUUCUGAAAAUGUGCAUCAUAGAGUUUUGUUCGGCUUUCCUGAUAUAAGUGAUCAUAUCAAAAGAAGCAUGGCAGUGUUGUUUGUUUGUGUGCGUGUGUGUGCGUGUAUGUAUGUAUGUGUGUGUGUGCUGGUAUGUGGUGUUAAGAUGAGUGUGUGUUUGGAGUCAAGAGAUGUUGGAAUUGUGUUACAGUAGCCUACUUGUGUUGUUUGCUGCAGAUGUGGCGACGGUAUCGUUGUCAUUAAAAACUCUUCUGAAAGCACAGGCCCCCGAAAUUCUCUCAGGUAGUACAAGCAAUGUCCGUCUCGCUCAGAGGUGGACUCACGUUGAUGUACUGCUCCCCUGUCUCAGUGUCGACUCUAUAUUACAAUAAAGUGUCCAACAACUGAAACGCCAGAGAGCUUGUUUCAUGUGUUGGGUUCAGUGCAUCAUCCAUUUUUGAAAAACACAAAUGGUUAUGUCAAAGUUGGAUUAUCUCUCCAUCUAAGGCUUUCGGUUAACAAAACAGAAGCAAUGACAACAACAUAUGUUAACACAUGUAUCAGAAUGAGACUUUUUUCGGAUAUGAUUUACUAUAUUAUAUAAUGUUAGUUUGUGUAAUUUAUGUUGUAUAAAAUGCAGUAUGUAUGGUCAGCAACAGCUUCAAAAGGGUGUCGGCAAGGAUGAAAGGGAAAGUGUCCAAAAGGGUGGUGAGGCCAGCAAUGUUGUCUGGUUUGGAAACAGUGGCACUGAGGAAAAGACAGGAAGCAGAGCUGGAGGUAGCAGAGAUGAAGAUGCUGAGCUUCUCUCUGGGAGUGAGCAGGAUGGAUAGGAUCAGGAAGCAGUAGAUCAGAGGGACAGCACAUGUGCUCAGGUGUUUAGGAGACAGAGUCAGAGAGGCUAGAUGGAGAUGGUUUGGACAUGUACAGAGGAGAGAGAGCCAGUACAUUGGUAGAUGAAGAUGUUGAGGUUGGAACUGCCAGGCAGAAGGUGGAGAGGAAGGCCAAAGAGGAGAUUGAUGGAGGUGGUGAAGGAGGACAUGAGGUUUGUAGGUUUGAGAGAAGAGGAGGCAGAGGACAGGGUGAGAUGGAGGAAGAUGAUCCACUGUAGCCACCCCUGAGGGGAGAAGCUGAGAGAAGAAAGUCAGAAAAUAGUAACUGAAUGUAUUAUUUGUUGUCUAACAACUGAUUUGAUACGGAAUUCAAUAAUCUGGCUUCAACUUGUAUAGUAACAUGUUGUAAUCGAGUGUAAAACAUUUUACAUCUAACUGAGAAGCGGUGGAAGGAAACUAUUCAAGUGGAAUAAUGCUGUCACCUAGUGGUCACUUGGAUGAAAACCACACAUUUCGCCCAAUAUGGUGAAAAGUUUAACAGUAUAAGUUGAAGAAUAGUAAGCUUCAAAUUAAAAAUUAUUAUUAUUGUUAAGUUAAAUUUUUUUUUAAACAACUAGGUCUGAACGUUAGUGCACGGAUCCAACCAUGUGCAAUAGGCGGCGGAGGAAGUGCUCAAUUCAUCCAGGCUGAUCGUUCAGGCUCUCGGGAGUGGGAGGGGUCUAGCAUAUGCACCUGGCUCUUACCUUUGUCUCUCUCAAAACGCUCUGACAGGUACUGAACUCUGCUGACUAGCAACCUCUUAACUUAAUGUUUGAUAGUAGGUGGGAUCUAUUUUUGUGUGGGAUCGAGGCCGGGUGAGUAUGUCUAAACUCAUAUAAUGUAAAUGUCAAAUCUUGUCUUAACUUUGUAUUUUUGUUGUCACAAGCUUCGGGUUGCAAACAGAUGA